AUGGCAGCGGGAGGUAAGUUGCUGGUUGCGCUAUGCUUCCUGUUUGCGAUAGCGGCUGCUGUAGAUCGGAACAAUUUCAAAACUUGCGAUCAAAGUAGUUUUUGCCGUCGACUCCGGUCACUUGAGCCACAAACAAGCGAAUUUGAGGUACUUCCGCAGACACUGCAGCAGUUCAAGCAAUAUAUCACGCUCACGCUUGUGCACCAGCGCACAAAGCAUGAGUACACGCUGAAGCUGGCCUGCCUCAAAGGAGGUGGCAUGAUGCACUUCCAGGUGGACGAAAAACAACCAUUGAGUGUGCGCUACCGCGUCCAGGAUGCGCUCGUCCGUGAGCCGCAGUAUGGCCCGACGAAGGUGGAAAGUACCUCGGCCACGUUGAUCAUGGUGGCGUGCGGAGAAGGCGAGGCAAAGGCCGCGGUGCAGGUGGCACCAUUCAAAGUGGACUUCUUCCAGGACGGCAAGUUGGUGGUGUCGACGAAUGCGAAGGGCAUGAUGCGGUUUGAGCACCUGCGCAAGAAGCAACAGUCCGAGCAACAACCGGAAGAGGAACAACAGCAACCGGAACAGGCUGAGCACAAGGAGGGCGAUGAAGCGGCCAACGAGGUCGAACCGGCAUCAGCUCCAUCGGAAGAUCCCGGUGCGUGGGAGGAAAAUUUCAAAUCCCAUCACGACUCGAAGCCAAAAGGACCUGAGGGGUUGGCGCUCGAUUUCACUUUCCCACAGGCAAAGGUCCUGUUCGGUAUCCCGGAGCAUGCUGAUUCAUUCGCACUGCGCCACACAGCCACUAAGGGCACCGAUCCGUACCGGCUGUACAACUUGGAUGUGUUCGAGUACGAGCUCAACAACGGCAUGGCACUUUACGGAUCGAUACCGGUCCUGUACGGACACGGCGAGACUUCGACCACGGGCGUGUUCUGGUUGAACGCGGCCGAAACGUGGGUGGACAUUUUCAGCGCGAACCGCGAAACGGAUGUGGUAUCAUCGCUGGUAAACCUGGUCUCGUGGAACAGCCAAGCGGAACCACCGGCGGCCAAUUUCAUCUCCGAAAGCGGUAUCAUGGACGUCUUCGUACUGCUCGGACCCACACCGAUCGAUGCGUUCCGUCAGUACACCGACCUAACCGGGCAUGGACCGCUUCCACAGCUGUACGCCAUCGCGUACCACCAGUGCCGAUGGAAUUACAACGAUGAGCGCGACGUCGAGAUGGUAUCCGCCAAGUUCGACGAACACGACAUCCCGAUGGACACGAUGUGGCUCGAUAUCGAAUACACGGAUGGCAAGCGCUACUUCACCUGGGAUCACCAUAAGUUCCCGCAUCCGGUCGAGAUGAUCAAGAACCUAACCGAACUUGGCCGGCAUCUGACGAUCAUCAUUGAUCCACACAUCAAGCGCGAUAGUGGCUACUUCUUCCACAAUGAGUGCACCGAUCGUGGUCUGUACGUGAAGAACAAGGAUGGUGGCGAUUACGAGGGCUGGUGCUGGCCCGGAUCGGCCAGUUAUGUGGAUUUUUUCAAGCCGGAAGCGCGCCGGCACUACGCCGACCAGUACUUACUGGAGAACUUCCGAGAGCAGGCGGAAACGGUUGGCAUUUGGAACGACAUGAACGAACCGUCGGUGUUCAAUGGACCUGAGGUGACGAUGCUGAAGGAUAACGUGCACCAUGGAGGGUUAGAACACCGGGACGUCCACAACCUGUACGGCCACAUGCAGCUGAUCGCGACUUUCGACGGUUUGUUGCGACGAGGCGCUGGAAAGCUACGUCCGUUCAUACUAACGCGCUCACACUUCGCCGGAAGCCAACGAUAUGCCGCUGUCUGGACUGGCGAUAAUAUGGCGGAAUGGGGUCACUUGCAGGCAUCGAUCAAGAUGUGCCUCUCGCUGGCCGUGUCCGGUAUUAGCUUCUGUGGUGCGGAUGUUGGUGGAUUCUUUGGUAAUCCGGAUGGCGAGCUUUUCGCGCGUUGGUAUCAAACCGGCGCAUUCCAGCCAUUCUUCCGUUCGCACGCCCACAUCGAUACGAAGCGACGCGAACCGUGGCUGUUCCCGGAGGACGUGAAGUUGGUGAUUCGGGAUGCGAUCCGUAAGCGCUACCAGUUGUUGCCGUUUUGGUACACGCUGUUCUAUGAACAUGAGCGCAGUGGUCUACCGAUUAUGCGACCGUUGCUGGCACAUUACCCGACUGAUGUGAAUGCAUAUGCUAUCGAUCACCAGUACAUGCUUGGGGAUCAGCUGCUGGUUGCGCCGGUGCUGGAUCAGAAGCAGCAAUCGCGCCGGGAUGUGUACUUCCCAGUGCGCGCUGAUGGUGAAGGAGAUUGGUGGUACGAUCGUGAUACCUACCGUAAGCACACCGGCACCGGUGUUGAGACGAUCCCCGUCGAUAGCUACAAGAUCCCGGUGUUCCAGCGAGGUGGCACAAUCCUGCCGACGAAGGAGCGAGUGCGCCGUGCGUCGACUCUCAUGCGGCAUGAUCCGUACACGCUGACGGUGGCGCUUGAUCGAAACGGACGCGCUAAGGGUACGCUUUACAUCGACGAUGAGACGAGCUACGAGUACCGGCGGGGUCAAUAUCUGUACCUCGAGUUUGAGUAUCGUGAUGGUGUGCUUAGCAGCCGGAAAAUCGACAACACAGCAAGCUACCAAACCACCAGCUGGCUUGAGCGCGUCGUCAUUGUGGGCCUGGCCAAGUCACCAUCAGCUGCGACGGUUUACAUCGAUGCCUCUGGGGCUUCCGGUGGCCGGUUGGAGUUGGAUCGUGCCGGUGAGGUCGUCACGGUGCGCAAACCGGGCGUUUCCAUGCUGGAUGCCUGGUCCAUCAAGCUCGAGUUUUAGGGCCGUAGCAGGUGUACUCAUCUUUGCGAACAACGCACUCCAGCACCAGGCGAAAAAAUAGAUAAAUAGUGGCACGGCCAUGUUUUCGAGCCAUUGUUGCUCGAUAGGCACAUAAACACGGUAGACAUUCAAUAAAACAACCGAUUUCCAUCU
Anopheles nili is the source of this 2979-nucleotide messenger RNA. RefSeq names its product neutral alpha-glucosidase AB (gene GCS2alpha). Bases 1 to 2826 code for a protein of 941 amino acids. The transcript is spliced from 3 exons. NCBI's taxonomy places the organism in Eukaryota, Metazoa, Arthropoda, Insecta, Diptera, Culicidae. Gene Ontology annotation, molecular function: carbohydrate binding; alpha-glucosidase activity. The record is from RefSeq and is a predicted model, not a curated record. Gene Ontology annotation, biological process: N-glycan processing; carbohydrate metabolic process.